Trematosphaeria pertusa is the source of this 645-nucleotide messenger RNA. RefSeq lists its product as uncharacterized. The transcript has 2 exons. Bases 1 to 645 code for a protein of 214 amino acids. The record is from RefSeq and is a predicted model, not a curated record. Lineage: Eukaryota; Fungi; Ascomycota; Dothideomycetes; Pleosporales; Trematosphaeriaceae. Gene Ontology annotation, molecular function: acyltransferase activity, transferring groups other than amino-acyl groups.
AUGCCGCUUGUUAUCCGCGACGUUGAACACGCCGACAUCACCGAAUGCAUCGGCCUCCGUGUCGCAGCCCUCGGCUCCCUCGUCAUCGGCCGUCUGCCUCCGUACCUAGGCUAUGUGGACGAGGCGGAAGCUAGAGUGCGAAGGGAGCUGGAUGGUAGCCCGCACGUGCAUCAUUUGAAGGUCGUGGAUACGGAGAAGGGAGAAGAGAUUGUGGCGUAUGGGAAGUGGGAGGUUUAUGAGAGAGGAAGGGGGGAGGAUGUUGGAAGUGCAAGUGUGGGGGGAGGAGAAGGGGAGGGGUUUAGAGAGCUGAGGCGGUUGGUGAGAGGGUGGUUUCAUAAGAGGAAGAAGGAGAUGGGGAAGAAGCCGCAUAUUUAUCUGGCUCUGCUCGUUACGGCGGAAAAACAUAGACGCCGUGGUGCUGGUAGAUUGUUGGUCAAGUGGGGGAUUGAAAUGGCAGAGCAGAUGGGGCUGCCAUGCUAUGUUCACGCUUCUGAGCAGGGACGCCGGUUGUACGGGUGGUGUGGCUUUGGGGAUAGGGAGACGGUGGAGUUUGAGCUUGGGCAGUAUGGGUUGGAGGGAGUGGAGAGGUUGACGGAGAUGGAGAGGGUAUCGGUGGGAAUGGGGAAGGAUGGGGGUAGGAGCUGA